CAAUGGAGGACAAUUGCUCCGAUUAUUGGACGUACGGCAGCACAGUGUCUGGAACGGUACGAGUACCUCCUGGAUCAGGCCCAGCGGAAGGAAGAAGGGGAAGAUGCGGCGGAUGAUCCGAGAAAGUUGAAACCCGGCGAGAUUGAUCCCAAUCCAGAGACCAAACCGGCUCGACCAGAUCCGAAAGACAUGGAUGAAGACGAACUGGAAAUGUUGUCGGAGGCUAGGGCUCGAUUGGCCAACACUCAGGGAAAAAAGGCUAAACGUAAGGCAAGGGAGAAGCAACUGGAAGAAGCUAGACGUUUGGCAGCUUUACAGAAACGACGAGAAUUGAGAGCAGCCGGUAUUGGAUUGGGCAACCGGAAACGAAAGUUGAAGGGUAUCAAUUAUAAUGAGGAAAUUCCAUUCGAAAAGGCUCCAGCUCCUGGAUUCUAUGAUACUUCGGAAGAGCAUGUGGUUCCGAUUGCCGCGGAUUUCUCGAGUUUGAGACAACAAACUUUGGACGGGGAGUUGCGAACCGAAAAGGAAGCCCGAGAACGCAAGAAGGACAAAGAAAAGAUCAAGCAAAAGAAGGAAAAUGAGAUCCCAUUGGCCAUGCUUCAAAAUCAAGAACCUGCCAAAAAGCGUUCUAAGCUGGUACUACCAGAACCGCAAAUAUCUGAUCAGGAACUGCAACAAGUGGUCAAAUUGGGUCGAGCUAGCGAGAUCGCGAAAGAGGUUGCUUCCGAAUCUGGAGUUGAGACAACGGAUGCUUUGUUGGCAGAUUACAGUAUAACCCCACAAGUUGCAGCCACUCCCAGAACUCCAGCACCAGUCACCGAUCGUAUUUUACAAGAGGCUCAAAAUAUGAUGGCUUUGACACAUGUUGAUACACCCUUGAAAGGAGGUGCGAAUACUCUUUUAGUUCAGUCUGAUUUCUCAGGAGCUUUACCACAAAGCCAAGCAGUGGCCACACCAAACACAGUUUUGGCCACACCGUUUCAUUCGCAGCGGGGUCCAGAUGGAUCUGCUACUCCCGGAGGAUUUCUUACUCCUGCUUCGGGAGCCUUGCUACCCGUUGGGGCAACACCUGGUAGCCAGUCAGGUGUAACUCCAAGUCUUGUGCGGGAUAAGUUAAAUAUAAACGCCGAAGACACGAUGUCUGUCACUGAAACGCCCGCUGCUUACAAAAAUUAUCAAAAACAGUUGAAAUCUUCGUUAAAGGAAGGCCUAGCGUCGCUUCCUACGCCGAGGAAUGAUUACGAGAUUGUAGUUCCGGAUAACGAGAUAGACGAAUCAGCCGAUACUGGAGCAGAUCAGUUGCCAAUGGUUGCAGACCAAGCGGAUGUUGACGCACAACGCAAACAAGCGCAGGUUGCACGGGAAGCCAAGGAACUAUCUCUUCGUUCUCAGGUCAUUCAGCGGGAUCUUCCUAGACCGCUGGAGAUCAACAUGACUGUUCUGCGUCCACCGAACGAAAUGCAUGGUCUAGCCGAGUUGCAGCGGGCCGAAGAACUUGUCAAACAGGAAAUGGUCAAAAUGCUCCACUACGACGCUGUUCGAAAUCCGAUAAGCAACCUUCAAGCACCACCGCCAAAAAAGAAUCCCCUUGCUCAACACCUUUCGUAUCUGGAACAGUUUCCCUACGAAGAUAUUGAUGAAUCGGAUCUGGAUCAAGCACGCGAUAUGUUGAAGGAAGAAAUGACCGUCGUUAAAGCCGGAAUGGCCCAUGGAGAUCUUUCGUUGGAAAGUUAUACGCAGGUCUGGCAGGAAUGUUUGGCACAGGUUCUCUAUCUUCCCAGUCAAAACCGUUAUACUCGUGCUAAUUUGGCCAGUAAAAAGGACCGUAUUGAGUCCGCUGAAAAACGACUUGAAAUCAAUCGCAAGCAAAUGGCCAAAGAAGCCAAACGGUGUGGUAAGAUAGAGAAAAAACUUAAAAUCCUAACAGGUGGCUAUCAAGCCAGGGCUCAAGCUCUGAUUAAACAAUUUGGGGAUACCAACGAACAGAUUGAGCAGAAUCAGAUCGCACUGUCUACGUUCAAAUUCUUGGCUACCCAGGAAGACUUGGCCAUCCCGAAGCGGCUCGAAUCGCUUACCGAAGACGUGAUGCGCCAAACAGAACGAGAGAAAACACUUCAGAAACGCUACUCUCAUUUGCUGGAAGAAUUUCGUGAGCUGUUCCGGGAGGAAACCCAGUCACAUCAACGGGAGCAACCGAGAGUUCACGUUGCCCUGCAAAAUGGUCGACGGGAACCGUGCAUGGAAGAGGAAUCACAAGAAGAAGAGCAUCCGACCCAUCGUGAUUCUGACCGAGGGGAAGAAAAUGAAGAGUUGGAACAACGGGCUAAUGGACGGUUCGAGGAGGAAGCUGAAGAUGGUUCGGUGGAUGAGGCUGAACACGAUGAAGAGCAUGAAACCGAGCAACAAGAGCAGCGGGUUGAUGAAGAUCACGGCGCCGAGGGUGAGCAGGUGCAGGACGAUGCCAUGGACUACCAACAAGAUGACGACGACGACGACGACGACGAAGGGAAUGAGGAUUGAGCUAUUUGACUAUAAUCUUCUCAAAGUACUACCACAUUAAUGAAUUACAAGAAUAAAGUAACAGUUCCACAUUAAAAGAA
Molecule: messenger RNA, 2600 nt
Organism: Uranotaenia lowii
Lineage: Eukaryota; Metazoa; Arthropoda; Insecta; Diptera; Culicidae
Product: cell division cycle 5-like protein
Exons: 1
Biological process (GO): mRNA splicing, via spliceosome; regulation of transcription by RNA polymerase II
Cellular component (GO): spliceosomal complex; Prp19 complex
Molecular function (GO): RNA polymerase II transcription regulatory region sequence-specific DNA binding; DNA-binding transcription factor activity, RNA polymerase II-specific
Source: RefSeq, a predicted model, not a curated record